This is a messenger RNA of Gryllus bimaculatus (two-spotted cricket), 520 nucleotides long. NCBI's taxonomy places the organism in Eukaryota, Metazoa, Arthropoda, Insecta, Orthoptera, Gryllidae. The record is from the annotation of a GenBank genome assembly.
AUGUAUCUGCAUAAAUUUGUAUUUAAUUACUUCAUUUUUUUAUCAAUUUGUUACAUAGUUAAUACAUUUUCUGCUUUGAAGAUCAUCAUUAUAAUAACAAGUUACUCUGGAAAAGUAUUUUCAGUCACUUCUGGCAGUAAAUUAUGUUUUGAUAUUUCGAUUCUGUUACAGAAAAUUUAUCUUCAUAUCACCUGGUUAAAAUGUUAGAUUCCUGCCAUGGAAUAGAUUUGGUGCUAGUCACAUGUUGGUGAUAACUGGUUAACAGUUGGGUAGUUUUGUUAAUAUCUUACAAUAACUUGUUUCACUUUUCAGAACUCCAAUUUUUUAUAUAUUGGAUGUGAAGAUUGAAGAACGAUGUUUAAAUUAAGUCUGCAAGCCCCCCGAGCACCAGACCAACUAUCAUAGACUACCCCCACUAAUAGCAGAUUACUAGCAGGCCCUAUUUAUUGUUUUUCAGUGGAUAAAACAGUCGUGUCUCAUGGUUUUCUAAAUGGGGAAGGCUGCACCUGCAUUGCAUUGC